This is a messenger RNA of Musca domestica (house fly), 469 nucleotides long. Its product is annotated as larval cuticle protein 9-like. The transcript has 2 exons. The record is from RefSeq and is a predicted model, not a curated record. Gene Ontology annotation, cellular component: chitin-based extracellular matrix. Bases 148 to 426 code for a protein of 92 amino acids. Gene Ontology annotation, molecular function: structural constituent of chitin-based larval cuticle. Lineage: Eukaryota; Metazoa; Arthropoda; Insecta; Diptera; Muscidae.
CUUGUUAAACUAGAAGCUAACGGAGAAGCAACAAAAUAUAUCAUCGCUGCUACUAGAAAACAAAUUUCGAAAUUAGGCAGCAUAUAAAAAGGGAAUACAGAAAGUCGAUAAUUAUCAGUUAGUUUUGUGAUCAUCAAACAUAACAAAAUGAAAUUCGCUAUUGUCCUCCUUGCCUGCCUUUUGGCUUUCGCCUAUGCCAACGAAGAAGCUGAAGUUGUCAAGGAAUUCUCCGAAGUCAAUGCCGAAGAUUUCAAAUAUGCCCUCGAAUUGACCAACCACAUCCGUGCCGAACAAGAAGGUCACUUGCAAGAUAAGGACAAUUGGCUCGUCAAGGGUGAAUACGAAUAUGUUUCCAAGGAUGGUAAACACAUCAAGGUCACCUAUACCGCUGAUGAACACGGUUAUCACCCAAAUGUUGAACAAUAAAUAAAUGAAUAAAUAAUGGAAAAUCUCAAGUAGCAAAUUUAAA